This is a messenger RNA of Spea bombifrons (plains spadefoot toad), 3959 nucleotides long. RefSeq names its product ubiquitin associated protein 2 like (gene UBAP2L). The transcript is spliced from 29 exons. The coding region runs from base 108 to 3509 and encodes 1133 amino acids. The record is from RefSeq and is a predicted model, not a curated record. Lineage: Eukaryota; Metazoa; Chordata; Amphibia; Anura; Pelobatidae. Gene Ontology annotation, molecular function: protein binding. Gene Ontology annotation, cellular component: nucleus; cytoplasm.
GCCAGCGACAGAACGUGAGAGGGGGCGGCGCGUAAGGAGGUCACGUGGUGUCAGAGCGGAGGAGCCGCAGAGUAACUUGUAAAUACUGUUAUUUGUAUAUACUGUAAAUGAUGACCUCGGUGGCCACAAACCGCACCCGGGGCAACUGGGAACAGACACAGAAUCAGACGCAGCACAAGCAAAGGCCACAGGCAACCGCGGAGCAGAUCAGACUCGCACAGAUGAUUUCAGACCAGAGCGAUGCAGAUUUCGAGGAAAAUGUCAGAAAGUUAAUCGACAUCACAGGGAAGAAUCAGGACGAGUGUGUGAUCGCGCUGCACGACUGCAAUGGGGACGUCACCCGAGCCAUCAAUGUUUUGCUGGAAGGCAACCCAGACACUGAUUCGUGGGAAAUGGUGGGAAAGAAGAAAGGGGUUUCUGUACAGAAAGAGACGGGUCAGACAGAAUCCAACGAGGAGGGCAGGGAGAACAGAGACAGAGAGCGGGAUGCCAGCCGGAGGCGCGGAGGAGCACCUAGGAGAGGCCGGGGGAGCAGCCGUGGCAGAGAGUUUCGGGCGCAGGAGAAUGGAUUGGAAGGCGGCAAAACUGGGGGCUCAUCUGGCAGAGGCACAGAUAGGGGGCGUCGAGGACGCGGAAGAGGCAGAGGAGGAUCUGGAAGGAGAGGUGGCCGUUUUUCUGCGCAGGGUAUGGGGACCUUUAACCCUGCAGACUAUGCAGAGCCGUCCAGUGCCGAGGACAGUUAUGGGAACAGCAACACAUGGAACAAUGCCUUUGAACCGGAUGAUGGGACAAGACUUGAUUACAUUGGGGGUGAGGGGUCAGAUUAUCCCCGAAAAUUUUCCACUGCUCCUGGUAUGAAAAAUCCAGGUGCUUGGAGGGCAGCUAGCGAGGAGUGGGGGACAGACGAUUGGAAUGAAGAUCUUUCCGAGACCAAGAUAUUCACAGCUUCCAGCGUGUCGUCUGCGCCCAUUCCCUCUGAAAGUGUCACAAUCACCGCUGGGCAGAGGAUCGACCUGGCCGUGCUGCUGGGAAAGAGUCCUUCAUCCGCAGAAAACGAGGCAUCGGGUCUGGAGUCUUCUCAAAACGCAGCCUUGUCUCAGCCCCUCGUAUUCAGCAGCUCCAAGCAGAACCCCAUCUCCCAGGCUAGCCCUGGGGGUGGCUUCUCGCAUCACAGCAUGGUCAGCAUGCUCAGUAAGAGCUUCGGCGAGGGUGAGCCCAAAGGCGGCAGCGGCAGCAGCACCGGCUCGCAGUUCCUGGAGCAGUUUAAGACGGCGCAGGCCCUGGCGCAGCUGGCAGCCCAGCAUUCCCAGUCUGAUGGUAGCAGCACCACUUCAUGGGACCUCGGGUCAGCAGCACAACCCCCGUCGCUGGGGCAGUUUGAUCUGAAAAAUUCGUCAGAUCCGUUCAGCAAGCGCCAGAGCUUCCCCCCGGCGUCUGCCAUGAUGGACGUGUACCUGCAGGAGAAGACGCCCGCGGUCAGUGCUCCGUCAGCGGUGCCGGUGUGCCCAUCCUCUCCUCUGCCUACAAAACCCAACUCUGCUCCCCAAAUGUCCCCGGGAUCCUCGGACAACCAGUCCAGCAGCCCCCAGCCUGCGCACCACAAGAUGAAACCGCAGAAGAAGAAGGCUUCGCUUACAUCCAAGAUUCCAGCUCUCGCUGUGGAAAUGCCCGGGACAGCUGACAUCUCCGGGCUCAACCUGCAGUUUGGGGCCCUGCAAUUUGGCUCCGAGCCGGUCUUACCAGAGUAUGAGUCCCCCACUACGAACGUGACCGUGAGCCAGACGCAGGAUAGCUUGUACACCAGCCCCACGAGUGAGACGGUCAGCUCUGUGGUGAGCAGCCAGACCCCGGAGUCUGCGUAUCAGAGCAGCGGUAUACAGACGGGAACGUUUACCUCGCAGAGCAGCACCCAGGGCCCUCUAUAUGAGCAGCGGGCCACACAGACCCGGCGCUACCCUAACCCCAUCUCCUCCUCUCCACAGAAGGAUAUCAGCCAGCCCAAGAAUGGCUUCGGUUCGGUGCCGGCUCCCGCCUUGCAGGCUCCUGUAUCAGCGGAAGCUCCCUCUGCAGCCUCCGUAAAAGCAGAUUCGCCGUCUGCCGGCAGCAUCUUUCUCUUCGCUGACGCCGUGUCUGCGCCGUCUGUGCCGACCCCAGCCGCCCCGCACUCUUCACAAAUGAGCAGCUCGGGCCACGCAGAGGAUCUGCAAACCACCCCUGCCCCCUCGCAGCUCAGCAGUUCGUUAUCGUCUCAGCAUCAGGCUUCUGUGCCAUCGACGGUGAGGACAUCGGUGUCUACACCCCUGCACACCAGCGUGGAGAGCGAUACCGGCUUGCACCCGACCGUCACCACCUUCUCGACCGCCUCCGGCAGCGUCUCUUCCGCCCCACCUGCCUCCUCCAGCUUGAAUGUCGGCGGUUUGCGGCUGGAGAUGGGCGGCAGCUCCACCAUUGCCCCAUCCACGAGGAACUCUAUCGCUUCCACGUCUGGUAAAGCUCCCCCGAACCUGCCUCCUGGUGUUCCCCCACUGUUACCAAAUCCAUACAUCAUGGCUCCUGGUCUGUUACACGCCUAUCCCCCACAGGUUUAUGGUUAUGACGACCUCCAAAUGCUGCAGACUAGGUUUCCUUUAGAUUAUUAUAGCAUCCCGUUCCCGACGCCCAACACUCCACUAACCGGGAGAGAUGCCAGCCUGACGAGUAACCCUUAUUCAGGUGACCUAGCCAAGUUCAGCCGUGGAGACGCGUCUUCCCCGGCUCCGGCCACAACGCUAGCGCAACCGCAGCAGAGCCAGACGCAAGGCCAUCAUACGACGCAGCAAACAUUCCUCAAUCCGGCCCUGCCACCCGGUUACAGCUACACCAGCCUGCCCUACUACACCGGGGUACCGGGUCUGCCCAGCACUUUCCAGUAUACGCCUGCCGUGUUCCCAGUGGCUCCUACCUCUUCCAAGCAGCACGGGGUGAAUGUCGGUGUGAACACAUCAGCGGCUGCGUUCCAGCAAGCCCCGAGCUACGGGUCCCACGGAUACAGCACAGGCUUUGAUGACUUGUGCCAGGUGUCCAGCGUGGGGGAUUUCUGUAAGGGUGCAUUUAUUGGGGCUUCUGCUGCUCAGACUAAACCUGCUGCUGCUUCCACCAAUGGACCAGGCGCUGGUGUGUCGGUCACCUCUAGCAACACGGGAGUGCCUGACAUCUCUGGCUCUGUUUAUUCUAAGACACAGCAAUCUUUCGAGAAGCAGGGAUUCACCCCAGCCACAUCUUUCAACCUGCCCUCGGCCCUAGGAAGCGGUGGCCCUAUCAACCCAGCUACGGCAGCCGCCUACCCCCCAGCUCCGUUCAUGCACAUCCUAGCUCCUCCUCAUCAGCAGCCUCACUCCCAGAUCCUCCACCAUCACCUCCAACAGGAAGCUCAGGGUGGCGCUGGACAACGGACCCAGGGAGCGUCUAUGGCACAGAAAUCUCAGGCCAACAAGUCUGCGUACAGCAGUUACAGCUGGGGGACCAACUAGCCUGAGGAACGGCUCCCCCUCCAGCCCCCAAAGAAAAUUGCGUGACGGCGAAGUGUUGACCGGAGCAGCAAAAUGAUAGAGAACCCCCCCCCAUACAGGGCCCUCUUUACCCUCUCCAUUCUUCUCGUUAUAUGUAAUAUAGAGUUUGUAUUUUUUCUCCCUGUUUUCUGCAGUCAGGUUCUGAAAUGUUGGCUAUUUUAGGGGAGGGUUGGCCUUUUUGUUUUAUUUUCCUCUGUUUUUGUUUUAUUUUUCUCCCCUUUCUUUACCUUUUUUGUGGAGGUAACCAAAAGGGGGGAGGAAGAGGCCCCAUCCUGUGCGCAGUUUCUGUAUACGUAGGAUGGAUCGCUAUGAAACCUGCAUUCUAUGAUUAGUUGAUGUGUUUCUUUUUGUACUGUGUUCUAAAUUUAAUGGAUAAACGUGUCUUGUAUAUAAACGGAAAACACAGCUGAA